GGAGGGAACUUCCGUUCUUUGUUCUGUCCCCGGUGUGUGGGUCUGUGACAGGGUCCGACGGGGCCUGGUCGGUGUCCGGCCCCCCGAUCUUCCCGUCCCUGCCCCCAGGUCCUACAUUAGCAUUGGCAUCAACUAAAGUCAGAAUUCCCAAGAACUUGAACAGAGGCUGCCAAGUUCCCAAUAAUUGAUACUCUGGCCUUUUAGAGACCAACUCCAGAGAAGGAAGGAAAGAAUCCAGGAGUGGUUAGGAAUCUGCCUGCCAAUGCAGGGGACACAGGUUCGAGCCCUGGUCCAGGAAGAUCCCACAUGCCGCAGAGCAACUAAGCCCAUGCACCACAACUACUGAGCCUGCGCUCUAGAGCCCGCCGAGCCACAACUACUGAGCCCACGUGCUGCAACUACUGAGCCCAUGUGCUGCAACUACUUAAGCCCACACGCCUAGAGCCCGUGCUCCACAAUAAGAGAAGCCAACUCAAUGAGAAGCCCGCGCACAUCAACAAAGAGUAGCCCCGCUUGCCACAACUAGAGAAAGCCCGCGUGCAGCAACGAAGACCCAGUGCAGCCACAAAUAAAUAAAAUUUUAAAAAAAUUAUCUUUGAACCUUGAACUUUUCCUUCUACAGUGCUUCCUCAUUCUCAUUCAAAACCUGCUUCCUGCUGACUGCAAAUAGGAGACCAGAGAUCCGAGCUUCAAGCCCGACCCAUGGAAACUCAGGCUGAUCGAGUAUCUCAGGAACCUCAGGCCCUGCUUGAGAGUGCUCUUCCUUCCUCAAAAGUUCCUGCAUUUUCCGGCAAGGACAGUCUGGGGGAUGAGAUGUUGGCAGCUGCUCUGCUAAAGGCCAAGGCCCAGGAGUUGGUGACCUUUGAGGACGUGGCUGUGUAUUUCAUCCGGAAGGAGUGGAAGCGUUUGGAGCCUGCCCAGAGGGACCUCUACAGGGGCGUGAUGCUGGAGAACUACGGGAACGUGUUCUCCCUGGACGGGGAGACCAGAACUGAACAUGAUCCAGAAAUUUCUGAAGAUACAGGAUCACACGGGGUGCUAUUGGGAAGAUUCCAAAAGGAUAUUUCUCAGGGUCUUAAGUUUGAAGAAGCCUAUGAACAAGAAGUCAGUCUGAAGAGGCAGCUGGGGAGCUCCUCUGGAGAGAGACUGAAUAGGAAGAUACAGGAUUUUGGUCAAGUGACAGUUGAGGAAAAGCGAAGCCCCAUGGGAGGGAGAAGUGAGAAAUACAGCAACCUGGGGAACAGCUUCACUGUGAGUUCCAACCUUAUUUCCCAGCAGAGACUUCCUGUGGGAGACAGACCCCAUAAGUGUGAUGAAUGUAGCAAGAGCUUUAAUCGAACUUCAGACCUUAUUCAGCAUCAGAGAAUCCACACCGGGGAGAAACCCUAUGAAUGUAGUGAGUGCGGGAAGGCCUUCAGCCAGAGCUCACACCUUAUUCAGCAUCAGAGGAUCCACACUGGGGAGAAACCUUACGAAUGUAACGACUGUGGGAAGACCUUCAGCUGCAGCUCUGCUCUCAUCCUCCACCGGAGGAUCCACACUGGAGAGAAACCCUAUGAAUGUAACGAGUGUGGGAAAACCUUCAGCUGGAGCUCCACCCUCACUCACCACCAGAGAAUCCACACUGGAGAGAAACCCUAUGCUUGUAACGAGUGUGGGAAGGCCUUCAGCAGGAGCUCCACCCUUAUUCAUCACCAGAGGAUCCACACUGGAGAGAAGCCUUAUGAAUGUAACGAGUGUGGGAAGGCCUUCAGCCAGAGCUCACACCUCUAUCAGCACCAGAGGAUCCACACUGGAGAGAAGCCCUAUGAAUGUAUGGAAUGUGGAGGGAAGUUUACCUAUAGCUCAGGCCUUAUUCAGCAUCAAAGAAUCCACACAGGGGAGAAUCCCUAUGAAUGUAGUGAGUGUGGGAAAGCCUUUAGGUACAGCUCAGCUCUUGUUCGCCACCAGAGAAUUCACACUGGAGAGAAGCCUUUGAAUGUAAUGGGAGUGAGCAAAAGUUCUCUCCGAGUUACUGCUGAAUUAAAUAUCAGAGAGUCUACGUGAAAGAGAGCCACACGCCUGUUUUCCUCACUUCCUCUGAGUUUCAAGAGCUCCUGCCUUACUAUAUAAGUAUGAACAAUUUGGGACGUGUCCCUCCCGACUCCAUCCUUUCGCCUUAGAGAAUGGGGCAUAUUGGGCAAAUCAUCCUGGCACAGCGGUUAGCAACCUAGUCAGUUUUCCCAGGAAUGACACCAGCCUUGAAAAAUUAGGGUGCAAGCAGCAGAUUAAGUGCUGGGAGUAGAGGGAAGCUCUGGGACCAGUCUCCUUCCACUUGGGAAGGGAGUUUGCACUAGACCAUUUUUCUCACACCAUUUCCAAGGUGGGGAUGGAAGCACAAUAGGAAUAAAAUUCCAAGGAUUCCUCUAAUUGGAGUCAGCAUAGUCAGCACAGAAGAAAGUGGAAAGAAUGUUCUGGGUCAUGUUUCUGCUAGAAAGGGGAAAUGGAAGCUGUAUUUCAAAGCCACUGCUUCUAAUCCAGCUUUAAAUUUUGAUAAGGAAUGUGCUAUUUUGUUUCAUGACUUCAUUAAUUAUGGAAAUCUGGUGCUGAGGGAUUUGUUAUUUUGUUGGGCAUGGGGGAAGACCCCAAGAGAGGUUUUCUGUAGUGACUGUAUAUCCUUCAGGGCUCUUGGAGCAGCAAGACCAAGUGUCCAAGAGCAGUCUGACGAUUUGGGUGGAGAGCUCACUCUUCCCUUUUGUGACAGUGAGUCUAACAGGAAGGAAAGGAUCAAAAGCAUUUAGCACUGGCCUCUGUCUCGUUCCCUCCUCUCUCCCUCUUCCUCCUGCCACUCCUGUGAUGGAAAGUGAUUUAAUCUAAACCCCUAGCAACUAAGGACACUUUUAGGAUCUUGCUCGGCCAGCUUGCCCUGCCCUCUGAUACCGAUGACCUCUGACAUCUGGCCUCAGCAGCCUGACCUCUCCCGACCCCACCUCUGACUUCAACAGCCAAGUGUGAAUGCAGAGAGCACAGCCCAGAGGAGGAAGCUCAGGUCUGAGCCUGGCAUCAGGGCUCCUUGCUGGCUUAGGAUGGAGCUCCCCGAGUUUUCCCAGCUGAAGGGAUGACCUUUCAUUAUAUUUUCCAAAUCCUGCUCAUCCUGUAGCAUAAAUCAAAUGCACUAUUAAACAGAAUAGUUUUUCAGAAGGACAGAUGGAGUGUGUUUUUGUGCAGGGGCCAAAUUUAUUUCCGUUUAAACAAGAAACUUUAGUGACUGUAAAUGGAAUCUUUAAAAAUUAAUCUUUAAAACUUUUUACAGACAGCGAUUUCUCUUCUAGUCUCAAAUCUGUGACCUCUCUCCCUUGACUCUGUCCUUUCCUCUGCAGAGUGCCACAGACUGUCUCAUUUACACAGCCGCUUACAAAUUCGUACCCACCUUUAGGAUUUCAUGUGCUGCACGGCAUUCUGUGUUGCACGAUACUUAACACCAGCAACCAGAACUAGAAAGGUGUUUCUGAGUAUGGGGUUCUUGACAAGAGCAUACUUGGAUGUGGGGUAACAGUAGGCAUAUUGAGGGAAUUCCCUAGUGGCCCAGUGGUUGGGACUCGGUGCUCUCAUUGCCAGGGCCCCGGGUUCCAUCCCUGGUCGGGGAACUAAGAUCCCACAAGCAGCAUGGCUUGGCCAAAAAUCGCCCCCCCC
Messenger RNA from Kogia breviceps (pygmy sperm whale), 3672 nucleotides. The record is from RefSeq and is a predicted model, not a curated record. NCBI's taxonomy places the organism in Eukaryota, Metazoa, Chordata, Mammalia, Artiodactyla, Physeteridae.